This is a messenger RNA of Fusarium keratoplasticum, 210 nucleotides long. RefSeq lists its product as uncharacterized. The record is from RefSeq and is a predicted model, not a curated record. The transcript is spliced from 2 exons. NCBI's taxonomy places the organism in Eukaryota, Fungi, Ascomycota, Sordariomycetes, Hypocreales, Nectriaceae. Bases 1 to 210 code for a protein of 69 amino acids.
AUGGCAAUUAAUCCGCCAAACGAAGCUUCGCUGGUCAACUACUCAAAGCUCUCGGCAGCAGCAUCAGCCAAUGUUGACGGAACCGAAGUAUCUGGAGGAGCUGUGGGAGAGAUUCCACUGGACGGGGCAGCAUUUACCCCUGCCAAGGAGGAAGAUGGACCGCCGCCUCCUCCACCCGUUGAAGCUACGCCUUCGGCAACUCCAGCCUAA